AUGUCUCAAGAGCGAAAGCGUUCAACGUCGCGCACAAGGGCCUCACGGCCGACCACGCCUCUGCGGCCCUCAUCUCGCUCCUCCUUUCGCGAAUCAGCCAAGUCCAGCACUGGUGGCGGACCCUCCUUCCCUCUCAAUGCCUUCGAGCCCGCCUUCGCUGAGCUGUCUGACGCCAUGGCCGACCUUGAGGCCAACAUGAUGCAUUUCCAGCUCAUGCAUGAGAGCUUGGCCCGCUUCAGCGAGAGCUUUGCCAGCUUCAUGUACGGCCUCAACAUGAACGCCUUCUGUGUCGACUACCCCGAGGGGCCCAUUCCAGAGUCGUUCCGCAGAGCAAAGCAACGAGAGGAGCAGGCCACAACACAAAUUCCGGAGCCUAAGUCCACAGGGGAGCUCGAGGGCGAGACCACCUACAUCUCCCAAAUUCCAGACGCCAGCCCCAAAGCCGAGGACAUCACGGGUGCCUGCGCCGUCUACCCGUGGCGGCAGCCAGACCCGAGGAGGCCGCGGUGGCACGCGUGGCACGCGGCCUAUCACUUCGCAUCACUUUGGCUUAGUUCUCAAGUUCUACAAUAUGUGCCAGCUCAUCUUGGUAACGGCCUGCAGCCGGGGCUCCAUUCCGGGACGCGUUCCCAGCUUCCGCGCCGGGCCGCCGAAGAGACCCACCCUUCCCAUUUCCUCAUCAGAUGGGUACCCUCAUCAGCCAAGCUCUCCUCCCAUCACCCGCCCACGAACUUUGAGCUAUGGGGUGAAUCGACUCAACGCUUCCAGAAGCUAUCUAGUACUGGUCCGAAACUCUUUACAUUGCAUAUCCACAUGGCAUCUCAUCGGGUUUUACAGUACGUGGCCGGGGCAAAGACGAAGCCCCCAACCGUAUACAUGCGGUGUCACGUCAAGCCUGGCGCAAGCAAAGUACGGGAAGGCAUCACCGCUCUGACAGACAACACCAUCGAGCUCUGCGUCUCUGCAGUCCCCAAAGACGGCGAGUCCAACAAGGCUGUGCUCGCAGUUUUGAGUGAAGCGCUCAACGUCCCAAAGUCAGAUCUCCAAAUCACCCGUGGUGCAAAGUCCAGGGAUAAAGUCAUCGCUCUUGGUGGCAAGGCAGUCCAGGACAGCGAGACAGAAUGUAUCAGCCGCAUAAUGAAGCAGCUUGACGACGCAAUCGAGGCAAACGGCUCUUGA
Messenger RNA from Diaporthe amygdali, 1179 nucleotides. RefSeq lists its product as uncharacterized. The transcript has 5 exons. NCBI's taxonomy places the organism in Eukaryota, Fungi, Ascomycota, Sordariomycetes, Diaporthales, Diaporthaceae. Gene Ontology annotation, biological process: mitotic sister chromatid biorientation. Gene Ontology annotation, cellular component: DASH complex; mitotic spindle polar microtubule; mitotic spindle. The coding region runs from base 1 to 1179 and encodes 392 amino acids. The record is from RefSeq and is a predicted model, not a curated record.